Messenger RNA from Porites evermanni, 1255 nucleotides. NCBI's taxonomy places the organism in Eukaryota, Metazoa, Cnidaria, Anthozoa, Scleractinia, Poritidae. The record is from the annotation of a GenBank genome assembly.
AGAGUUGUUCCAGCUGAUAAUUCCUGCCUUUUUGCAAGUGUUAGGUAAGAAAGGUACAGUGCUAUGUUUGUUUAACUGCACUUUCAGAAUUAAUUCAAGCUUAAAGCCCUAAAAUGUAAAGAUAACUGAUUUCCUACUUUGACUCUGAACUUCAAUCAUGAAUGACUGCAGUUUCCACAGAAUUGUUAAUUUUUCAAAAAAUGCAAAGAAAAUUGCGCAGAACUUUGAUACCAUGAAAUGGUUAAAAUAGCGGAGUACUGUAUUUCCAUAGCAACACCUUUAUGCUAUUUUCUUUUAGCUAUGUUAUGCUUGGUGUGACAUCAUUUGCCUCAGAGCUAAGACAGCUGAUAGCAAAGUGUGUUUCAAGUGAUCCUCAAUUGUACAAUUCUGUUUUUCUGGGUCAAGAAAACACUGAGUACUGUAAAUGGAUACUGGAUGAGGAUCACUGGGGAGGUAUUCUAACACAUCUCUGUAUACUAUUUUUAGCUGCAUGCAUGCUUAUGCAAUUAAACAUUAAAACAACACAAAAUAUUGCAUAAAUAAUUUAAAACUGUACAACCCUCCACUAGUUGUAAGUAGGCUAGAUGUCUCCGAAACGUUAUUUAUCAGUAUACAAGUAGCAGAUUUUUACUUAUAGUACUUCAUUGGUAUUUAAUUUCACAGCUAUUUAAUUGUGCGAUUUUGGCUAAGAGUAUUUCGUGGGGUUUUAUUUUCUUGAUUUCAACACACAAAUAUGAGAAAAGGGCAUUAAAUUUCGUGAUUUAAGCCUUCUUGACUUCAUUGAAAAAAAGUCUGAAAGUUUUCAAACUGGAAAAGAAAUAUGUGAAAGCAACUGCACUUAUUGAAGAUACAAAACAGAGCUUACCAGUACAACAAGUUAACAAGUUAUAUUGUUGGUAUUUAUCCUGUAUAUGACAGCUAUUUCAAGUUAAUUUUUUUUCUCUGAUUUGAAUUUCCUACAUGUAUAUAAGAAUGUAAUUGUGAGGGCUUAAAUUUUGUGAGCAUUUAUUUUUGCUAUUUUAUUUUUGCAAUCCCGAAAAUUGUGAAGUUAAAGAGCAGCAGAUUAAGUACCAUUAAGGUAUUUUAAGACUCAAAAAGUUCACUUUUUUGUCUUUUUUCUGCAUUAACCUUUUACAUUUCCGUAUUUUUUAAAUGAUACUCAGGUGCUAUUGAGUUGUCAAUCCUUAGCAAACAUUACCAAACAGAAAUUGCUGUAGCUGAUACAGAGUCAGGAAGAGUUGAUAGAUAUGGUAAG